This is a messenger RNA of Bemisia tabaci, 690 nucleotides long. NCBI's taxonomy places the organism in Eukaryota, Metazoa, Arthropoda, Insecta, Hemiptera, Aleyrodidae. The record is from RefSeq and is a predicted model, not a curated record.
AUCGAUCGAUACCCAGCUUCUGUGUCAAUUCCUCCGUGCUUCAAUUUUUUCUACUCGUUUAUCAUGGCACUUUGAGAAUAUAAUGCGAUUCUCAUGAGAUUUCCUAGUGAGCUGUGAUGCUGUGUUUUGGACACUCAGAGGAAAAGUUUCAGGUCUCACAAGACGAAAACCAUGAUGGAAAGGUGUUGGAAAGUGUCCGUGAUCCUCCUGAUCGCUAGUGAUCUGUCGUCUUUCACCUGGGGCGCGCCCACGCCUAACGCACCGAGCACGUACAACACGCCUGACGCACCGAGCACGAUCAACACAACAAACGCACCGAGCUCAUACACCCAAGUGAACACAAAAAACACGGAGGUGAACGACAGUCACAAUCACAAUCAGAUUACAUCAGCAGCUAACAAUUCUACCGCAAUCAGCUUGAAAGGAAAAACCAAUGGAGUUUCGCAGACCAGUUGCCAAGGUUGCAAAGCCCACAACUCCCACAACGGAGACAAAAAUAUCAACGUCCAGACGAAUUUCGUGAAGGAGACGCAUAAUCAUUACUAUGGAGAACCGGCACCAGCAAAACAGGAAUAUCCGCCGAAUCAGGAAUAUCCGUCAAAGGAGCAAUCUCAACCAAAACAGCAAUAUUAGUAUGUGACCGUCCACAGGGGAAGAGCUACAUCGAUGGCGAGGGUGCUUUAAAACGCC